AUGUGGGUCGCCGCCUCGAACAUCCUCUACAGUCCCGGAGUUGCCGUCGGUGCUCCAAUUACAAAUUCGCCCGUGCAAUUUGUUUCCAUGGCAAGCCUCAAGUUUGCGUGCGUGGUUGCCGUGCUGUGCUUGGUGGUGGUGACUGCACCCACGGCACGUGCGAUCACGUGCGGGCAGGUCACCGGUUCCCUCAGUCAAUGUAUUACUUUCCUGAUAAAGGGUGGGGCGGUGCCGGGGCAAUGCUGCGCCGGAGUGAAGUCCCUGGUUGCGGCCGCUAGGACCACCCAGGACCGCCAGACAGCGUGCAACUGCCUGAAAAGUGCCGCCGGUAAAAUCACUGGGUUCAAUGCCAACAACGCAGCCGCUCUCCCGGGCAAAUGUGGCGUCAACAUCCCCUACAAGAUCAGCACCUCCACCAACUGUGCUAGGUAA
Molecule: messenger RNA, 432 nt
Organism: Sphenostylis stenocarpa
Lineage: Eukaryota; Viridiplantae; Streptophyta; Magnoliopsida; Fabales; Fabaceae
Source: the annotation of a GenBank genome assembly